CAUUGUUGGAAAGUGACUGAUGGUUUCAGCCCCUGUGGAAGAACUAAAAAUAUGAAGUGGUAGAAAUUCAUAUACACUUGAAGUAAUGGCGGCUUCCGCAGCAGAUGCGUCAUCUUUUUUAAAAGAGGACAAAUAUGUCAUGGGCAUGUCAUUUUCAAGCCAUUUAUGUUGAAGUACGACAGUCUUAAAUAUAUCUACGACAAACUAUCAACGGUGGUUAUGAAAAUUUUGAGGUUCUGUUCCGGCCAUCUUGAAGACGACACAUGCAGUACUAUAAACACAAACUGAAGUCCCAGAAGCAGACAUUAUAUUUGGGGGAAAAAAAAAAGUAGUGCAAGCUCGUCUAAGUGGCGUAAAAGAGUCUCGCCAGUUAUUUCAGUCGCGCCGGACUAUUUUGGGAAUCUGACAUUCGAGCUCACGUCUUGCCGGCGACCCCCCGCAAAGCUGCGGCAGCCUCGCCGUGCGUCCGCCGCUUGUUCGCAGUCUUCCUCCCGCACGAUGGACAACCUUUAACGAGAAGCCCCCGCCAGACGGAUCGAACGCGCGAGGAAGCGGAGAGCCGUCGCGUCGAUCGCUCCAUCAUGACCAAAGAGGACGAGAUCCCCGACUGGGUGGGUGCCCAGGAGUUCUACGAAAAGUACGAGCCCAAGGAGAUCCUGGGACGGGGCGUAAGCAGCGUGGUGCGUCGCUGCGUGGACAAACAGACGUCUCAGGAGUUCGCCGUGAAGAUCAUCGACAUCACCCCCUCGGACAAGACGACCCCGCGGGAGAUCGAGGAGAUCAGGGACUCCACCAUGAAAGAGAUCGACAUUCUCAAGAAAGUCUUCGGGCGGGAAAAUAUCAUCCAGCUAAAAGACUGCUACGAAUCCAACGUAUUCUUCUUCCUGGUUUUUGACUUGAUGAGAAAGGGGGAACUUUUUGACUACCUCACGGAGAAAGUUACGCUGAGCGAGAAGGAAACCAGGAACAUCAUGCGCGCUCUGCUGGACGUGGUCCGUUUUCUCCAUGACCAAAACAUCGUCCAUCGAGAUCUCAAGCCUGAAAACAUCCUUCUGGAUGACCAGAUGAACAUCAAACUCACGGACUUCGGCUUUGCCGUGCAAAUCCAGUCGGGACAGAAGCUUAAAGAAGUGUGCGGGACGCCCGUUUAUCUGGCCCCCGAGAUCAUCCAGUGCUCCAUGGACUCCGGCCACGAAGGAUACGGGACGGCUGUGGACAUAUGGAGCGCGGGCGUAAUCAUGUACACGCUCCUGGCCGGCUCUCCGCCCUUCUGGCACAGGAAACAGACGCUAAUGCUUCGCACGAUCUUAGCCGGAGAUUACAGCUUCUCGUCCCCCGAGUGGGACGACCGCUCCGACACGGUCAAAGAUUUGAUCGCGCGGAUGCUCGUAGUGGACCCGGAGCAGCGCUACACGGCCGCGGACGUGCUCAACCACCCGUUCUUCUCCCAGUACGUGGUGGACGAAGUCCGACAACUGAGUCCGUACAGAAAAUUCAAGGUCAUUUGUCUCACGGUACUCGCCAGCAUGCGCAUCUACUGCAGCUACCGGCGAGUCAAGCCCGUCACCAAGGAGGUGAUCAAGAGCGACCCGUACGCGCUCAAGCCCAUCCGCAAGCUCAUCGACGCGUGCGCCUUCAAGAUCUACGGCCACUGGGUCAAGAAGGGCCAGGCGCAGAACCGAGCGGCGCUUUUCGAGAACACCCCCAAGGCCAUCCUGCUGUCCAUCGCCGCAGAGGCAGAUGAGCCCGUGCAGCACAUCUGGUAACCAAACACAUCACAUCAAAAUUUAUGUCCAUACAUUUUUUGGUAACUCGCAUAUAAUGGCAAACAAAAAUGUAUCGACUCUUUUUCAUGGUCACCUCACGUGUAAUUGACAUUAAAAAUGCGAAGUACCCUUUUUGUUUGUUUACACAUCUCUCGAUGAACUCGUUGGCCAUUUUGUACAGCGCCCUCUGCUGGAGCCCGUGAGAAACUGCACUAAAUCGAUUACUAGUUUAUUUCGAAACAACAUGCAUGCGGUUUAUUCAAAUAUGUAAAUAUGUAACCAAGUACAUGACACCUUCUGGGGAGAGGAAGAAUUAUUGUUCACUAUGAAUUUAAUACUGAACCAGCAGAUGUCCUCGGCUCAUCAACUGGUAUUACGCGGAUUUCACGGCACAAGCCGGUAUGUAAAGGUCCGAAUGUAGUCGCUCGCAAACGAAAAAGCAGUUAAAAGAUUUAAUAUUAAACUGGACUUUCCGCUCUGUUGUCAUGCUUCAUUUAAACGGAGCAAACGCUAAAGCUCGCUCACAGGUUUUGGGUUCUGUUCCAAGUCAAAGAAUGGAAACAUUGGCUAGCUAGCGCAUCCUAACCGAGCCUUGUUGCAAAAACCGUUGACGCCGGCACGGAUGAGGCCAAAACAGCUUCCAAGACAAACAAACUCAU
Messenger RNA from Syngnathoides biaculeatus (alligator pipefish), 2425 nucleotides. RefSeq names its product phosphorylase b kinase gamma catalytic chain, skeletal muscle/heart isoform-like. Gene Ontology annotation, molecular function: phosphorylase kinase activity; ATP binding; calmodulin binding. The transcript has 10 exons. Gene Ontology annotation, cellular component: phosphorylase kinase complex. The record is from RefSeq and is a predicted model, not a curated record. Lineage: Eukaryota; Metazoa; Chordata; Actinopteri; Syngnathiformes; Syngnathidae. Gene Ontology annotation, biological process: protein phosphorylation; glycogen biosynthetic process. The coding region runs from base 582 to 1766 and encodes 394 amino acids.